AAUUCGCUAUUUAUGGCGAGAAGUUAGCGAUAAAAUCACUGUUUUAAUAGUUGAUUGUGACGCUCAUGAGGGCAAUGGUUAUGCCACGGAUGUGCUCGACAUGACUCAGUCCGAACAGAAAAGGGUUUAUAUUUUAGAUUUAUUUAAUCCAAAUAUAUAUCCGGGAGAUUUGAAGGCACAGACAGCCAUCGAUCGUCCCAUUCAUUUGCCCCAUAGAGUUAAAGAUGAAGAUCAUAUCAACGCCACACUCACUGCAGACCAUUUUAAACCAGAUUUGAUUAUCUAUAACGCGGGCACUGAUAUACUAAAUGGUGAUCCAUUGGGUAGACUCCGAAUAUCUCCG
This is a messenger RNA of Medioppia subpectinata, 343 nucleotides long. The record is from the annotation of a GenBank genome assembly. NCBI's taxonomy places the organism in Eukaryota, Metazoa, Arthropoda, Arachnida, Sarcoptiformes, Oppiidae.